AAUGAUCUAUCUACGCACGAUAGCCGUAGCUAUAGCCACAGCAAUCCUGCAACUCGCAAUAGCUGCCACUCCCAACAAUGCAACACCUACAAGCCUGCACGACCUAGCUCGCGAAAUCACCCGCGUGGAAUCCAUCCGCGAGAUAAAAGACAUCCAACGCACCUUCGCGCACCUCUCCCAAUUCGGGAAAUUCGACGCCGUAGCCUCGCUCUUCUCCCCAAACGCAACCUUCAUACAUGGCGGCACUACCAACGCGACUAACAUCACCGGUAUCCCGUCAAUUGCGAAAUGGCUCCGCGAUGACGCAGGGGAGAUGAACGGUAUAUCACCUGGCUCGCUCAACACUAUUGUGGUUGAGAACCCUGUCAUCAACCUUGCAGUCGACGGGCUAAGCGCAAAGGCGCGUUGGAAUGGGUUAAGAUUCGCUGGCGACGGAAAGGGCGGGACGAAGAUACAAGGCGGCAUCUAUGAAAACGAGUAUGCGCGUACAGAAACCGGAUGGCGCAUCUCGCUGCUGCAUUACUACGGCAUGUACGAGGGACCUUAUGUAGGUGGAUGGAGAAACAUGGGAGGCCGUGGGAUUCCGAUCAUACCGUACCACUUCACGCCUGAGGAAUCCGGAAUCGUGAUUCCUCCUGCGGUGGGAGAAGCGCCGCAGACGAAUAUUAGCAUUGAGGAUGUUGAACGCAGGAUCAAGCGGCUGAAUGAUGAGGAUGAAGUUAGGAACUUGAUGCAUGCGCAUGGGUAUUACGUUGAUCGGAGGAUGUGGUCGGACGUUGUGGAUUUGCACAGUGCGGAUACGAAGGUGUCGAUUGUUGGAGUGGCUAAUUAUACAGGAUUGGGGGGAGUGAGGAAGGCGUUGGAGCGGAUGGGCCCGGAGAAUUUGGUGCAGGGCAUUGCGAAUGAUCACCCGAUAUUUGAUAUGAUUGUAGACGUUGCGGCGGAUGGGAGUACAGCGACGGUAAGGGGAAUUGAGAUAGGUAUGCUGGGCGAUGCGAACACACGCACUGCUUCCUGGGAGUUUAAUAUUUUCCGGAACCAGUUCAUCAAAGAGAACGGCAUAUGGCUGGUCAAAGACGUGGAGAUCACACCCCUCGUAGUAGCGGACUACUACAAAGGCUGGGGAGAUGGAGGUACUAGGAGUAAUACCUCAUACGUACCUCCCUUCCUACCUUCAACAGGCUUUCGGUUCAGCGGCUCGAAAUCUGCAGGUACAAAGAUUGUCAGUCGCACGGAGCUAGAGGACCUAUAUCGUCGACUGCAACGUUCAGCAGCAUACGAUGGUGCUGAAAAUCAGUCCCACGCGUAUGGAUACUUCCUCGAUGACAUCAACUGUGCAAAGAUGGGAGCUCUAUUCGCAAAAAGAGGACACAAGGCAUCUCCAUUCGCAGGUUUCUUCAUCACGCCAGAACGGAUCGACGGGGCAUGUGUUGCCUCGUACGGUACAAAUAGAUCGACGUUGCGACAGAGCAUUUCUUUCCACUGGCGACCCCAACCAGUAGUGCUGGUAUCCGAAGACGGACGAUCCGCAACGCUUCGAGCAAGACUGUUGCAACCUUCGACAUCGGCGACGAAAUCUGGGGCAUUCAACAACGCCAUUUACCAUGACCAGAUGGUCUUGGAGGACGGAAAGUGGCGACUUUGGAGUGUGACCAUUGAUGAGCAUUACUGGACAUCUUCGACAUGGGAAGGAGGUUGGGCAGACGCCAAACCUCGCAAUAGUAGUGCGCCAGAUCCACAGCCAGCUUCAUGGACGAAGAAGUACCCACCAGAUGUGACUAUUGCCGAGGUAGGGUUGCGAGAGAGUACGUUCCGUGGUGGAAGCGGGAAGUAUAUCGAAUGGCCUGAGAUUCAGCGGAUGUGGUUUCAGUAUAGCAACCUCGUCAGUGGCAGAGUGCCCGAGUAUUAUUGGCCCGGAUGCGUACCGUGUCAGACGAGACCAGAUUGGGCACUGACAGCAAAUGGUUAUCAAGAGCCUCCUACAGGUUCAGCGAGUAGAAACGGGACCAUAUCCUGA
This is a messenger RNA of Periconia digitata, 2017 nucleotides long. NCBI's taxonomy places the organism in Eukaryota, Fungi, Ascomycota, Dothideomycetes, Pleosporales, Periconiaceae. The record is from the annotation of a GenBank genome assembly.